UUUAGGACUUUCUUAUGUAAUAAAUAAUAUACGAAAAGUUUUUUUAACAUGCCACUUCACAACAUGCAUACAUAUUAAACAAAUAAUACGUAUAUUUUUUAUCUCCACGAAACAUAAAAUGGUGGAGCGAAGGUUGCUAUCACAAGAAUGCAGGGAUAUUUACAAACAUUUUUACGUUUUUAACAAUGGCGGUAAAAAUUAACCUCGUGAUUUUGAAGAUAACAAGUGUUUGCGCAAACAAGAUUAUCAUUGCGGGAGAUAGCAAUGUUUUUAAGUUGAGCAUCAGAUGGUAUCAUUUCACCAUUGCUAUACAUGUGUAAGACCUAUGCAUUUCGAACUUAUGAGUCAUGACUUUAUUUAAAACUAUAGUGCCAAUAGGACAACCAUUGUGACUGCGCUAAUAAAGUUAAUCAUUAUUUGGAACUGUUGCGAUGACACACUUCAACCGUAUUUUUUGUUUUAUAGUUAUAAAUGUAAUUCCAAGAUGGAUAAUUAUCGUGAAAUAACGCUGACGUCUGAAUAUCAGUGAGACAUGAAGUUCUGGGUAUUAGCAGUGGAAAUACGUGCAUCAAACAUGUUAGUGGAACGAAUGCUCAAGGCGUAUGAAUGAACGAUCAAUAGAUGUGCAACUAUGAAUGCUUUUUUCGUCAAGCACAAAGUUCAUGAUACAUUAAUACUCCUCUUCUAUAAGUGUUACAUGGAUGAGAGGGACUCAAAAUGCUCAAUUUAACAAUAAUAAUUCUUGCUUUGCUAAUUUUAUUUUCGACGUCAUCUCAAGUUAUGUCCUCAACGUUGUUGAGUGACCCUUACGUUACGUGCGGGACAGGCAAUGCUACUACCGACGUGGUCCAAUCAAAGUUUUCUGUAGAUAAAGAUCGUCGCUGCAAGAAAAUGGAAAAGUUGACCGCAGCAAAUCGCAGCUCUAUGUGGCCAGGGCCACCAUCGAGUUUCGAACACACUAUAAAUGGUCGUAACUUUAGCUUGACGUGGAGAUUACCUAAUGAUGCGUCUGCGUUUAGUGUCACUGGAUUCAUCUUGGAUUUCCAACCGGAAACAUACGAUAACAACGUGCCUCCAAGAACGUGUUUCGUGGUAACCUGGGAAAUCCCAAAGUAUUUGCCUGCACGUUCGCAAUUUAUUCAAGAGGCAUUAUUCCAUAUGAAUUGUAAUGUCCCAUACCAUCAACAAAUUGACAUAACGAUCUUCUUGUUUCCUCUACCAAUACCGUCAGCGGAAGUAACACCGAACGCUACAAUAUCCCUCCGUCUUGCAGAUUCAUCACAACCUACCUCACCAUCAUUGCAAGGUUCAGAACUCUCCCAUCGUCAAAUAACUGUGAUAACACCGGUAGCGUCCCCUGACGUAAAUGCACUGCUGCUCAUUUCCGCUCUGUUGACAGUUACAGUCGCAGUUUUUGCAACAGUGUUAUUUUAUGUAAUUUGCAAGCGAAAUAGACGCUUAUUAUCUACUAACAACAAUCCCGUUAAUACCGAGGAUAUCCAACCGCAAAAUCAGAGCUUACUGUAGGCCAUACGUGAAUACCCGGUAUGACUGAGUGGUGCUGGCGCCGCCUUUCAUAAAGACUUGAUUGUGCAUAUGGAAUGAAAGGUAUUCCACAAGUGCUAAGAAAUUACGGGUUCAUGGUUGUCAGCUAUGUCAGCUUGGUAACUCUACGUUUGUAUAAGUUCAUAAUAGACGCCCGCAUGGCGGAAGUCUGUACUUCACUCAUCACAGUGGUUUCUGUCAGAACAAGUGCGAGAUUAGAUUGUGACAUUUUUUGUUUAUUAUAAUGUGUAUACUUCAUUUUCUUUGAGAUAAGUAAUUUUUAAAUUAAGGACAGUGUUCGCAGUUUGGCAAAUUAACUAUGAUAAGAAUCGCCAUAGCUUCAAAAGAGAAUGUAUGCAUUAUAUUUAAACACACGCAAUAAUACUCAUGACAAAGAAAAAUGUUGGUUUAUUGAUGAUUAUAAAUCGAAAUCGUUAACCAAACUCAAUCAUUUGGAACGCUUUUCAUCUAAUCGAAAUCGUUAACCAAACUCAAUCAUUUGGAACGCUUUUCAUCUAUAAUUUAGCAAAAACGUGUAUUAUCAACAUAUGGGUUGAACUGCCUUUCAAAUUUAGAAUGCCUUCAUGGUGUAGUGAACACGAGCUAGCUUUUGCUUCCAGAGGUCAUGGGGCCGAUCCUCGGAUUCGUUUUCCACCGUAUUAUAAUUAUUUGAUUCUAUUCCAAAUAUUGAAGUUGUUAUUUAAUGACGUUUAGAAGAUGCCAAAAAAUGUGAAUGUGUCCCUUGAACAAAACAAAGCAAACGAUAAUUGAAAC
Molecule: messenger RNA, 2319 nt
Organism: Dreissena polymorpha
Lineage: Eukaryota; Metazoa; Mollusca; Bivalvia; Myida; Dreissenidae
Exons: 6
Coding region: 718-1527 (269 amino acids)
Source: RefSeq, a predicted model, not a curated record